AUGUCCAAAUCCGCCCCCACCAGUUCCUCGUCUCCCCCAGCCCCCUCCGACAUCGGGCUUGGCGACCCCAUGGCCCUCCCCUCAGCAGUGCUGUCCAUGUCGGGAGACACUCACGUCUCCGACGCCUACCUUAACUCAAUGGGCCCUAGUGUCGACACUCCGUCCAUUCCUCCCUCAGACACCCUCGCCGCUCUCUCCGAGCUCUACAACCUCGGCACGGACACCUCGCCUACUGGCGCCAGUGCUCACUCCGGCAAGACGUACGGGGAAUUGAUGGUCGCAGCAACGCGCCGUCUCGUUCCCCCCGCACGGUGGGCGAGCAUGAUCGAAGAGCUCGCCGAGUACCACCGCUCUCUGGUCAUCGCGGAGCUUCUGGACACGCCGCGCCCCUCUACAAUCAGCCCACGGACCCACGCGAUCUUAGUAGAGACGCUCUUUGCGGGUGCGGAUGCAGGCGUGUCUUCUCUCACGGACGACAGGGAGCAGGAGGGUGCUAAUGACACAGGUGUGGCAGGCCCGGGCGCAGCUCCCGUUGGCCCCCAGAUGCGCACGCGCACACGCAAGAGGAAGGGGAAGGGCAAGGGGAAGGGCAAGGGAGUGGGCAGGGGCGCGCGUGCGGACACUGACGCAGGUGUGGAUGCAGGCGUGAGGGCAGGUGUUGUUGGCGCGACCCCCACCCACCCUUCGGUCGACGAUGAGCUGCCCGGCCUCAUUACCCCCGUCCACUCCGACAACGACUCCGACGCCUCAGACAAUGAGUACAACUAG
This is a messenger RNA of Epithele typhae, 768 nucleotides long. RefSeq lists its product as uncharacterized. The record is from RefSeq and is a predicted model, not a curated record. The transcript is spliced from 2 exons. Lineage: Eukaryota; Fungi; Basidiomycota; Agaricomycetes; Polyporales; Epitheliaceae. The coding region runs from base 1 to 768 and encodes 255 amino acids.